This is a messenger RNA of Rhinolophus ferrumequinum (greater horseshoe bat), 5259 nucleotides long. It is a transcript of the gene ZNF594, whose product is annotated as zinc finger protein 594. NCBI's taxonomy places the organism in Eukaryota, Metazoa, Chordata, Mammalia, Chiroptera, Rhinolophidae. Gene Ontology annotation, molecular function: DNA-binding transcription repressor activity, RNA polymerase II-specific. Gene Ontology annotation, biological process: negative regulation of transcription by RNA polymerase II. The transcript is spliced from 5 exons. Bases 335 to 2452 code for a protein of 705 amino acids. The record is from RefSeq and is a predicted model, not a curated record.
AACCUGCGGAGCAUCAGACCCUCCAGGAGUCGACUCAUGCGGGACCCAGCGGACGACCAAGCCAGCCGAGUCUGCGCAGAGGACACACCUGAGCCUGUGGGAGGCGGCCUGGGGGCGCGCACGCCGAUUGACUUUCCUCCUGGGUUUCUGACCCAUUGAUCUGUCAGCUUCCUGUAUAUUUCCUCCUGGACACCCCACAGCUCAUUUAGGCCCUCACUGUCUCCAACAUAGAUUACUGCUGUAGUUUCCCAACUGAUACUGCAGUUUUCAGCCUGCACCCUCCAGUCCGUUCUCUACAAAGCAGUCUGAACAGUCUUUUAAAAAGGAAUUCAAGAUGCUGCAGGAUGUGGCUGUGAAUGAAUCACAAAAGGAUAUCUGCGCUCAGUGGGAUCUCUGCAAGGAAGAGAUGCCAGAGGAGGGAGCCGAGCUGGUCUCACUGGAUUCUGAGACCAGGAAUAAGAUGAAGGACUGGAGGUCAAAGAUGGAAAUUUCUGGAGAUAAAGAUUCAGCGAGGGCUGUAUCAGGAAGACUCCAAAGACAGAUCUCCCAGGAAUGUGGGUUAGUCGGAACCAGUGAUCCUGAGGACAGGUUAUUAAGGCAGUGGGUAAGCCCCUUAGAGGAUGCAGCGAGACAGCCCCCUUUCCAAGAGAGAGGUAUCAGGGAACUGAAUGUCAUCCCCAGGAAAGCCAUUGCAGGAGAGAGUGGCCAUGGAUGUAAUCAAGGAGGAAAAAUACUUCCUGCCGGAGAAAGAUCCCACAGUUUUGAUGUCUGUGGCCAGAGCUUCAAACAGAAGUCAGAAGUAACUGAACGUCAGAAAAUUGAUAAUACCAAGAAAACUCAUGAAUGUAAGGAAUGUGGAAAAAUUUUCAAUCGGAGCUCAAACCUGAUUAUACAUCAAAGAAUUCAUACAGGAAAGAAACCAUAUAUAUGUAAGGAAUGUGGGAAAGACUUUAAUCAAAGUUCAAAUCUUAUUAUACAUCAGAGAAUUCAUACAGGAAAGAAACCUUAUAUAUGUCAUGAAUGUGGAAAAGACUUCAAUCAGAGCUCAAAUCUGGUUAGACAUAAAAGAAUUCAUAGUGAGGAGAAUCCCUAUGAAUGUAAAGAGUGUGGGAAGACCUUCAAGGGAAGCUCAAACCUUGUCCUACACCAGAGAAUUCAUAGUGGAGGGAAGCCAUAUAUAUGUAAUGAAUGUGGGAAGGCCUUCAAUCAAAGUUCAGAUCUUAUAAUACAUCACAGAAUUCACACGGGAGAGAAACCCUAUGAAUGUUACGAAUGUGGACAAACCUUCAGUCAAAGUUCACACCUUGUCACACAUCAGCGAAUUCAUACUGGAGAGAAACCCUUCAAAUGUAAUGACUGUGAAAAGGCCUUCCGGCAGCGUUCACGCCUUACCGAACACCAGAGACUCCACAGUGGAGAGAAGCCCCAUGAAUGUUGUGAAUGUGGGAAAUCCUUCAGUGGGCGCACAACUUUUCUUAAACAUCAGAGACUGCAUAUGAGAAAAGAACUUGAAUGUGAAAAAACCUGCACUUCUGACUUGGACCUUACCAAACAGCAAAGAAUUCAUAGGGAAGAAAAACCUUAUCAAUGUACUGAGUGUGGAAAAACUUUCCGGGGAAGUUCAGAUCUAAUUCGACAUUGGAUAAUUCAUACUGGAGAGAAACCCUAUGAAUGCAGUGAAUGUGGGAAAGCCUUUAGCCAGAGGUCGCACCUUGUUACACAUCAGAAAAUUCAUACUGGAGAGAAACCUUAUCAAUGCAAUGAAUGUGGAAAAGCCUUCCGGCAGCGUUCACUCCUUAUUCAGCAUCAGAGAAUCCAUAGUGGUGAGAGACCCUAUGAAUGUAAGGAAUGUGGAAAACCCUUCAUCUGGCGCACGGCUUUCCUCAAACAUCAGAGACUUCACACUGGAGAGAAACUUGAAGAAUGUGAGAAAACAGUCAGCAAGAAUGCGUUGUUUAGAGAAGAGCAGAGAAUUCACCAAGAAGAGACAGCUUAUCCAUGUAAUCUUUGUGGUAGAACUUUCCAGGGCAGCUCAGACCUCGUCAGACAUCAUGUAAUUCACAUAGGAGAGAAACCAUAUGAAUGUAAAGAAUGUGGGAAAACUUUCAAUCAGAGCUCAGACCUUAUGAGACAUCAUCGAAUUCAUAGUGGAGAAAAACCUUAUAUGUGCAAUAAAUGCGGGAAAUCUUUUCGGGGCAGCUCAGAUCUUAUUAAACACCAUCGUGUUCAUACUGGAGAGAAACCCUAUGCAUGCCUUGAAUGUGGGAAGACUUUUAGUCAGAACUCACACCUUAUUAGUCACCAGAGAAUUCACACUGGAGAGAAACCCUUUGAAUGUAGCCACUGUGGGAAGGCCUUCAGUGGACACACAGCUUUUCUUAAACAUCAGAAACUUCAUACUGGAAAGGAACUUGGAGAAUGUGAGAGAGUCUUCAAACAGGACUCAUUCUGAUAGGUAACAGAAACCUAGUGGAUGUAGGAAAAGCCUGGUGGAGACCACAUCUUAUUGCACUAUAGAGGAUUUUUAUUAUUGAAAACCAUUUGAAGGUAGGAAAACAUUAGAAGAGUCCUACUGGAUGUAAGUGUAAUCAGGUAGAAAAGCUCUUGGACAUAUAAUAGCCUUUUCUGCCUCAGAGUUGACACUGGAGUAUGGUCCCUAGGAUAUAAUUACUUGAGAAUGUUUUAGGUGAUGUCUACUGUUACUAAAAUCAUUAGAAAUCACUUUGGCAACAACCCUAAAGACUAAGUUCUUCGUGGGAGGAGCCCUUUAAAUCUUGACUACCUAGUCUAGUGACAAGUAUAAAUCCACGUUAAGUCCUUUAGGGUGAUUAAAUCUUUCUCUGAGAUGAAUUCUUCCCCUUAGGUAUGUGUUUUACACAUAUUCCCUUUUAUUCUCCCUUAUAAAAAUAUGUGUAUGCAUAUGUGAAAAAUACUAAUUGGAAUGAUAUACUAAUUGAGAGAAAACAAAAAAAAUAAUAGAAAUGAAGCUAAACUGUCUUUGAAAGCAUCAGGGAACAAAAGGACAAAUCAAAGUCAAGUACGCAUUAAACAAUUCCAAUAAAGCUGGGAUAUCAAGGGCAAAAACCAAAUGAUAAGAGUCAAAGGGAGAUAAAGCAACAGGUAACUGACAACAGGUAACUGAAAGCCAGGACACAAGAACCAAGUGAGGAGUUUCCCCUGAGAAAGAGUACUCGUAGUAUCAGGAAAUGAAAGAGAAAGGGACAGGAGAACAGUAGGUUUGGGGAAUAGAAUUAGACUGAGUGCCAGGGCCGAGCAUUUAGGUGACAUGAGUUGGUGGGAAUUAGAAAAAAAGCAUCUACUAUAAAAGGUCAGGUGAUCAUAGGGGCAGUAAUUUUGUGUUGAACCAGGGCUUUGUAGCUGGGCACAGCUUAUUUGAGAACUGGAGAGUCUAAAUAGAACUCUGGAGAAAGGUCAGUCAUCAUUUAAGCUGAUAACUAAUUUGGAAAUUAGGCCCUGCCUAUCUGUGCAAUCAAACUCAAUUGUCAAAUAUUUCUCGUACUCUGAACUACUGGCAGAUUGCCUAAGAGUUUAUGUAAGUCUUCAGAUAAGAAAGCUAAUGAACGGGACAAUGUAAGGCAAGGAGAAUUUCAACCUCAUAUCUUUCCUUCAUGGGAGUAGCUUGUGAGAUGAAGGGGAUCAGUGGCUCUCAACCGGUGUGAUUCUGUCCCCAAGGGGCAUUUGGUAAUGUCCAGAGAUAUUUGGGUUGUCACAACUGGGAAGAAAAUUCGGCAUCUGAAGACCAGGGAUGUUACUAAAUAUCUUAACAAUACACAGCCCCCUUCCACCGCCACACACAUACACAACAAAGAAUUAUCUGGCCCCACGAGUCAUUAGUGCCAUGGUUGAGAAACCCUUGGCCAUCAAUAUUUAGAACAUCAGUCACCUGGGCCGUUUAAGCAAACGUUUCAGGGUGCUAUGAGCAGUGGCAGUGCAGCACCAGGGGAACCCAGAGCCUGAUAGAAACCUUUAGUCUGAUUGUUUCAAGAGGCAGACUGCUGUAGUGGAGGGAGUACAGACACGAGUUUGAAUCCAGUAUGACAUACUGGCUUCGUGACUGGAGCAAAUUAUAUAAGCCAUCUGGUCUCUAUUUUCCUCAUUAAUAAAAUAGUGAUCACAUAAUCUACCUCGUGGGGGUCAUUGUGAGGUUUAAAUGAGAAAACUGAAAUAUGUUGACACAUAGGAAGGCAUCUGGAGCUGUAAUCAUUUUAAAAACAGAAGAUGAAGUAUUUACAAGAAAAAUAUAAGGUGUGUAAGAUACAGUGAUGUCUUGCGGCUGGUAUAAAAAUUAUGACCUGUUAAAGUUCAAAGCCUGGGGGCUGUGGUUUCCCCAGAGGGACAUCGUGGGCAGUAGUGGGAUGUCUUGAAGUGGAAAAGCCCGUCCACACCAUCCCUGAAAGUGGCUGCUUGUGGAUGAUGUGGUACAGAAGCCUGCCUGUCCCCAUCACCCGUCUCAGAGGUUUAAGCUCGUUAGUAUAAUCUCACAUAAACAAAUAACAUUUUUACACGAGAAUAUCUUUAAAUAUAUUUGGGAAACAAAAGGAAUUCAAAAUAGCCAUCAUCAGUGAUACACUUGGAUUAAAAAUUAAAGAUACUUAAAUUUUUUGAGUUAUCCCAGAUUCUAACUAAUCAAAACCGUUAUAGCUAACAGGAAAUUUUAAUGUUCUAUUUUUGUAAAAGAAAGGAAUUAGGAAUUCAUUCUAGUAAGCCCAUCUCUGUGUCCUUUACCUGUACCUGCAGCGUUGUACAGUGAGAGUACUGUUUACAAGGAUAAACAGGAUGUUGAAAGGGACUUGAAGGCAAUUUAAUGCGGCAGUUUCCCGAGGCCCUCUCUUUUACUCUCCUGGGCUCUGUUUUAAAAGCUUUCGUUUACCAAACUGCAUUUAUUAAAGAUGAAUUAGUUCUUUAUUUUUUGUUAUUCAAAUGCAUGCAGUAUAACCACGAACCAUGCUUCUGAUUGGCGUAACAUAACCAGACUUAGGUAUUAAAACUCCAGCCCAGAUCAAACUACUUAACAUUUUCAUUAGCCUUUUUAUCCCUUUUGUGGGCAAAUACAUAAUUUCCUUUGAGCUUUUUAAAAUACUAACUAUUGCUUAAAAACCUCAGAUCGAAAACUAACCUUUUCAUUUCAUCCCUGAUAGAGCUUGAAUUAUAUUGAGUGUAUCAGACUUUUGAAAGCAGGGGGGGAUUUUUGUUACAGUAUGGAAAUGCUUUCAAAUGUGAAUUUUGAAAUAAAAGUUA